Messenger RNA from Frankliniella occidentalis (western flower thrips), 1122 nucleotides. Its product is annotated as PRKR-interacting protein 1 homolog. Gene Ontology annotation, cellular component: nucleolus. Gene Ontology annotation, biological process: negative regulation of protein kinase activity. Gene Ontology annotation, molecular function: double-stranded RNA binding; protein kinase inhibitor activity; protein kinase binding. The transcript is spliced from 3 exons. Lineage: Eukaryota; Metazoa; Arthropoda; Insecta; Thysanoptera; Thripidae. The record is from RefSeq and is a predicted model, not a curated record. The coding region runs from base 79 to 678 and encodes 199 amino acids.
AUUGGCGCGUCUUGUCUGCUGGCCGAUGUAAACAACGCAAAAGUUUGGUUAGAAAGAGUACAGAGGUUUAUUUUGAAAAUGUCUGCCCCUAAAGAAAAGCCGAAAAGGAAAGGAAAGGACGACGAAAAAGAGAAGCCUGUAGUAGUUAAAAAUACAGCUGAUCUUCAAAGAUUGAAGAUCGAAAAGUUAAUGAAGAAUCCAGAUAAACCAGUUGUUAUUCCGGACCGACCCAAAGGGAAGAAUACACCUCAUGUACCUGAAUUCGUUCGCAAUGUCAUGGGUUCCAGUGCAGGUGCAGGUAGUGGAGAGUUCCAUGUUUAUAGGCAUUUACGUAGAAAAGAAUAUGCCCGUCAAAAGUUCAUUCAAGAAAAGGCCGAGAAAGAAACCGCAGAAGAAGAGUAUCACAGAAAAAUUGAAGAGAAUAAACUGAAAGCUGAAGAAAUAACUGCAAAAAAACGAGCAAAACGUAUGAAAAAGAAAAAAAAUAAGAAGGCAAAAAAGCCGAAAACUGAGCAGAAAUCUGAUAGUGAAUCUGAAGAUGAUUCAGAGAAUGAAGAAGAAGAGGAGACAACCAAGCCCUCUAAUCCACCAACAUCUACACCUGAAAACGAAACUACUAGUGGCUCUAGUGAAACUGUUCAAAAAUUAGAAUCUGGUGUUAGCAACCAAAGCGAGUGAAUUAGUGAAUUUGAAAGAUUGUAAAUACAAAGUGAACAAGAAUUUAUGGUUUAAUUUACGUUACAUAUUGUGCAACAAAACUAAUUUAUUUUUCAGUUUCUGUACAAGCUAAUAACAUUUAGCUUAUCCAGGAUAAAAAGUUCCCAUUGGUUGCCAAACAGUUUUUUUGUAAGUUUUUUUCGGGGGGGUCUUGCACUAUCAACAAUUGAAAAAAGAAAGAAAAUAAAAAAAGUUGUUUUCUUAAAGAAGCCAUCACGAAGAUUAUUAAUACAAUUGUUUUUUCAUUGAGCUUCGGACAAUCGGGGCGCCCCCAUUAAUUAGCCUGAAUGUGACUAAAAAUGUUUAUUGAUCCAAGCUGCGGGUUAGAUCCCUUUUGCAUCAUCAUUACAUUGUAAGUUAUUUUUUUUUUUUCAAAUUGAUAAUAAAAUAAAUAUAUAAAUCCCU